AUGAGUGACAAUGCAUGUCCAAGCGUGGCUUCAUCCGUGGAUAGCACGCUGUUCAACGUGCUGGCGGCGGGCAGGGACAAGAGCAAGCAGACGCUCGAAGAAAUUAAGGAACUCCAAGAAAGGAACAAAAUGCUCAUGAAAAAUGAGCUCAAAGAAUACAAAAUUGUUAACAAGCUUAUUAGUGAGCAUAUAGGAUCCAUGCCAGACCUUCUAACUACCCUUAGCGAUUCAUCACAGUUAGGUGCCACACUAGGGUGGGUGGAUAAAGGACGGGAGGUGACAGAUUCGUUAGAUGAGGAGGAAAUAUACCCCCAACGGAUAUCCAGUUGGGAGGACAAUAGCGGAAGUAUGGAUAAAACAAAUCAUCGCACUAGCACACAUCUGGAGGAGAACGCAGAGAUCACAGAGAAGGGAAGGACAGACGAAGGUGCAGUAGUUGCCUGGAUCCACCCACAGGAUGGGAGGGACCAAAUUAGUAAAAAGGAGGAUGUUCCCCAAAAAGGAGAUCCAUAUGCGGGAUUCCCUUCCAGGAUGAACCUACUCCAAUUGAAGCAAAAAAUAGAGCGUCAACGAUUGGCUCUCUCAGAUGUAAAGGAUUAUCAGACGAAUAGUAUGUUACUUAGCGAGGUGAAGAAAAUAAGACAGCUAUCCUUUAGCGAUGGUGCAGUCGUAAAAGUUAGUGGAAUGCAUGAUCAUGGUUCUCAUUCCAAAUUGGCCUUAAGGGAAGAGGCAACAAUUUGGCACACUCCAAAUGGGGAAGACAAAAAUGACUUCACUAAGGGAGGAAGCAUUAUUGAGCAACUUCUGAUGAGUAGCGACUUCCGUAGCUCUCUCAGUUCUAAGGGGGCACAGGGCGAACCUUUGGGGGAUUCGUUCACCGUGUCGUUGGAUAGUGGACCUAAUGGGAGUAGGCCUAACAAGCUUAGUGGAGAAGGUACUACAAAAUUGAACAGCCCCGAUGGAAACGUUCAUGCAGAAGUGGAUGGAGUAGAGAAGACGAAAAACGUUCUUCAUUCAAUUUGUUCGGUCGGAGAGUUGGGGUCCCCCUCGAGUGGCCACUUCGACGUUAGUCAAUGUGGGGAAGUCAGCCAAUGCAGGAACAGCAACAACUCUAUGGGAAUAAGUCGGAUAGAUUCGCAGUACUUCACGGGAGAGCUUAUCGGAGAGAGUAACGGCGGGGAGAGCCUCCCUGAUGGGACGUUGUUGCAAAGGGAAAAGGACACAGGAAGAUCUGCCAACUACCCCAUAGGGACGAUGAAACAUUCAAGAAGUGAACAAACGGAUCACCAGCUGGUGGAUGUUAUAAUUCGCCUGUCCAAAUUACAAAUUGAGGAAAGAUUUAAAAAGAAGCUGCAGUUUUUUAACGACUUUUGUCUCUCCAUUUGUGUUCCCAUUUCGUAUGAGGGGGGGUCUCACGUAGUGGGGGAAGAACAACGUGGACGCAGCGCCAGUGUAAAUGAUCUGAGUAGAUCUGUAAUGACGCCAAUGGAUGAGGAGUUGGAUAUGCCCAAUUUGGAAAGGAUAGCUAUGGAGGGGGAAAAAAAGGAUAACAAACGUAACAGAAGCGGCAAAUAUGUAAACCACACAAAAGGGAGGAAUGAAGGAAAGAUCCAAGGACCAGACACCUCCAUCACGUACGAUAAUUUUUGCCUAAAAAGUAACCAUGUGAAUGAGCACUUUAUCGAGUUUGGGGAAGAAGUACAUUGUAAGGUAGAGAGACAACUUUUUGAGAGCGUCGAAAAGAAGAAUGUUACCAUUGUCAAGUCGCUCAAUCGGCCAUUCGUUGUUCCUGAUUGGUACGAAAUUUUGGCGUAUGGCGAAGUUCCUCUUAUAUCCAAGGUUGGUGUGGAAGCACCACUGAGGGAGUUGUGUCUUUCAAGGGGGAAUUCCUCCGACUUGGUGAAGCACCCACAUGUAAUGGUCUACCUGCAACUUGCCAUACAGUACCUAUCGAAAGGGGAAGAUAAUGAUCAUCUCCUCAGAAUGGGGGAAACGUCAGACGGGCGUUCCUUGACGGAGCCCGCACGAGGGGGAAGUGUUAAACCACCAAAGGAUGGAAAUCGUUAUGAUGAAAUAGGGCAUGCCAUCCGCCAGGAGGAGAUUAUCCAAAGUUUUGAGAGUAACAAUAGCUACCACGCAGGGGGGGAAGACAUACAGGGGCUUAUCACUGAGCGGGGGAAGACGAACCCAGUUGGAGCAUCCCCCCAAACGGUAGCAAAUUGGAACAAUCGUGAUGCGAACGACGUGCUGUACCUCUAUGUGCACAAAAUGGUGAACCUGUCGAAGAGGCCCUUUGAUAAUAUAUCCAUCUGUGUAAGGUUCACAAAAGAGGAAAAAUAUGAGUAUAAAAAUUUUCCCCUGGAGGAGGAAAAAACAUUCAACUUUUUUGUACACUCCAAGAGGAAGUUGAGUGAACUUCGGGAGGUGAUACUAGAAGUGUGGGGGGACUGCAUUGGAAAGGACAAAGGAAAAUGGGUUCACCAGAGUGAGUAUUAUCACGAAGAGGAUUGUAGAGACUGCGUUGGAAUAGUGAAUAUCCCCUUGGAAGACAUCAUCCAGAAGGAACAGGUGAUCUGUUUGGAGAAACACCUGGAAAUGACGCAUCAGUUUUACGAAAAUGUGAACUUCAUAUUUUGGGUCAUUCUGGUGAGAGGGCAGAAAAACAAACAACAGAACGUGCAACAGUUUUGUGAGAAGUACAUCGAAAGUUAUGCCAAUGAGGGGAAACAUUCCCUAUCGAAUGGGAUUGAUCAGACAGAAGAAUCGCUAAUAAGUUCUGUCUUUGCUCCAUCGGGGGGAGAGCUGUCUGUGGGGAAGAAGUUCGCCCCGUCGGAUAGCGACCCACCAGGGGAGGCACAGUCCUCCAUGUCGAUAAAUGAGCAAUACUUUAUUUACGACUCGGAGAGCCUUUACAACAGGGAGUAUUACGUGUAUGAGUUACAGAGGGAAGUGCUGCAGAAGGACGUGCGUAGUGGUGCUCUCAUCGCCAGCGUGAUGGAGAGAAGUGCAGCAAUGAAGCAUCGAACAAACGAUGAUCAAAGAAGCGAUGAAGGAAGAGAGGAUCUCUUUGAAGAGAGCAACAGCAGUGUAAACGGCACCAACAGGGAUGGAGACGACGAGGAGGAGCAGACGCAAAGAAAGGCGUUCGGACGAACGAAGAGAGAAGUAACCGUCGAAAGGGGAAAGGACCCAUCGAUCUACCUACCAAUCGAGCUCAUCAAAGAAGAACUACUCCUACGAGGAAUGAAGGAACACACAGUCCACGUAAUGAUAGAAGACAUGAAAAAAGACGCAACCAAAAAGGACGAAAAGUAUAUUUUAAAAACACACGUAGAACAAUAUAUUGAUAAAAUUUUUACCAAGUGGGAAAAAUUAACAAACAAAUUAUUCCUUCGGAAUAAAAAAAAAAUGCUCCUAAAUGACGUGUGUGAAUACUUGGAUAACCUCUACAUUGACGACGAUAGGUACAUUAGUAAGGAAGAAUUUUUCAUUUUUUUUCAAGAGGUCGGCAUCGUUUUCGUGGACUCCACUGUAUUCGAUGAGUUGUGCUUACUGUUCUUUGACAGGGAAAGGAACGAAAUAUAUUUCUCAGCCUUCUCCUCCCUUAUCAUAAAGAGAGGAGUUGAAGAACUCAAAAAUACUGUGUACGGUUACGACGUUUUGUUGAAACUUUUUGGGUCCUUCUACGACAACCAGGUGACGAUAGAAAACCUGGAAAAUGAAUUGGUAAAAAUUAACCUGCAGACAAAGAAUUAUUACUCAGGGAGGAUAAGAAGGUACUUCUCCUCCGAGGCACUGAAAAACUCAUCCAUUUAUCAGGGUACUGCCGAUGAGAAUUUAGGACGUUUUUUAAAAGAGGAAGAAAAUGUGUGUUCCUGCACCUCUCUGUUGUUUUUACACUCCAUCAGGUUUAUGCUAACUAGGUUCAACAACAAGGAUUUUUCCAACCAGGAUUUAUUUUUCCUGGUGAAGUACCUGUUGCAGACGCAGUGCAAUUACUCACGGACGGAUGUUCGCGUUCUAGUGAAUGUUAUCAAGGGUAUUGAAUCCGUUAACUUGAGCUUCUUCCUGGCACUGUACCAUAUGUAUGUGGAGCAACACGCCUCAGGGGGGGAACUACAAGGAGAGGCACAUGUUGUGUGCAACCAGCACAGGGAGACCUCCGCAUGGGGAGAACAUAGCCAAGUGGAAGGAAAGCGCUUCCUCGUUUGUGACGACAUGGGGGGCAGCACAGAUGAAGGGAUUGGUAACGACAUGGUCGUGUCUUCCCCGUGUGGUGCGGCUCCUAACCAGGAAGGCGGUACAUCUGGUCACGAAGCGGACUACGAAUAUGAGCACACCGACGAGGGAGGGCAUGUGGCUCUCUUCAUGCUGGAGAGGAGUGACAAGGAGGAAGCACUCCUCGAUAGGAGCAGUAAAAUUAUUCAGGCGGACCCCCCUGUGCAGGAGGAUAAUACUCCCAGUAGGAAGGUCAAAACGGAUGGUCAAAAUUAUGAUUGUGCGAAGGAACCUUUGGAGGAGACUCGUACUAGCAUAACAGAGACGCAAACUGAUCGCAGCUUGGUAAGUGGUUUAGACGAUCCGGGAGGGAAGAACCAAACAGAUGGUCACACGGUUACAGGAAAAACAUCCAAAGACGCACCCUCAAAUGUAAGGAAGCAAAAACACAUGAGCGUAACGAACAGACCUACCUUUUGCAACACCACAGAGGAGAAGAAAAAUACCAGUAGGCCAAGGAAAGAUAUAACGAAAGGAUUCAAAUAUAUACUCAUCAUUCUACAUGGCAAAAUUGUGAGCGGGCUUAUAACUGUGAAAUAUAUAUCUGAGUGUCUGUUUCGCUAUUUUGGUAGAAGGGGAAAGGAUCGGAAUGAACAGAAUGAACAGAAUGAACAGAAUAAACAGAAUGAUAAAGUCGAGUUGCUGAUGCUGUUCGAUAUGUUGGGUCUUUACACGUCUUAUGAGAUUGCCCUGAGGGUACUGAACUGGUACGCAGGAGAGGUAAUUCUAAACAGGGAGGGAAAUAACCAUGACGGAGUUUAUGCAAACGGUAUAGAAGCAACCGUGUGGGGGGAAAAUAAUUUUGAGGGGAACCACCAUCGGAACAUCCCCCUGCUGGAAGACUUCACCGCCAUCAAUCACGAGCAGAACAUAAAGAAGAUUAUGGAAAGGCACUACCUUAAAGAACAAAUCGGAGGAAACAUAUUUUCUGGUAGCACACUGGAAGAUUUUUUCGCUCUCCUAAAGGAAAAGGACAUAGGAAUACAAGCUUUUUCCAAAAAGAACAUUUUUACGUACAGCGAUUUUUACGCUACAGUUGAAAGUCUCAAUUUAGAUUUUUCCAGAAAUUAUGUGCGCCUGUUAUUUUCUAAUUUGUUAACCUACGACUUGACAUCCUUCACCAGCGUAAAUAGCAAGCUAAUUUUUUACGACUGCAUGGAGGUUUAUUGGCUGAACUGGAACAGGGCCCAUUUCGAUUUCCACGGGGGGGAGGCGCACAAGCAGGUGUACCCCGAACAGGUGCACCCCGAGCAGGACGCGAGGGCCCUCUUGGACAGCGUCAAACAGAGGAGAAAGGAGCUAGCCAUUUUUAAGAAGACAAACCAAGCGGAUACCCCAAACAGGGUGAGCUAUAUCCCCCAGAAAAGCAGAUUAGUACUUGUGCGUGAAGAGUGGGCCACGUCUAUGGAGAACAGUAUCCCACUGAAGGAUCCAACAUCGGGGGUUACUCACCCCUUGGCAACCCUCCCCCUGUACAGUUUAUUCUUUUACCUUUCUGAGAAUGGAAUCCUAAAAGGAGAAGAACUUAUAAAGCACUACUUUUUUAUGAACAUGUUCAGGUGCGAAAUGAACUACCUAAAUGUGGAUGAUUACGCGAAUGAUAUUUAUACGUUUUACGAUUUUUGGCAAAUUUGUAAAGACAAAUGUGUGACUCUGUGUGAGUGUAGCGAUGAUGACUCGUUUAGGGAAGACCUUCUAAGGCUGAUAGUGGUUAUAAAUAGGGACCACCAUAGUGGUGGUAAAGAGGCAAUCCGGAAGGGACACAGUGGAGGGAUGCUCCCCACGGGUAAAGUGACCAUAGCGAAGUCGACCUCCUCACUUCAAACCCUACUGAAGGGAAAGACUCACCUAUUUUCGAAGAAUUUGAAAAAGAAUCUGGGCAUUUUGCGGAUGGCCGUGGAAAACCUGGGCAAGGGAAUCACCAAUGUUUCUCACUUCCCGCUGGGACCCUGCCUAGGACGGAGUCGUAGUGCAAUGAACCAAAGUGCCAUCAGUUCUAACGCGAAUUGGAACAGAAGCGGCAGCUAUGAUGCAUCUUUGGGGAGACGAACGGGGAGCACACACACGGGGGAGGAACCACUUUUGCAGUUUCUCAGAAGAAAUAAACAUGUUGUAGAACAUAUGCGGGAAUUCUUUUACCUGUUUGUUUUCUGUUGCAAAGUGGCGAACAACGAGUCGGUGGAUUUGUCCUUUCAGGAGCAGGAGUGGAUUUUCUAUCGGGGGAAAUUGAAGGCGCACUAUUCCCACAGGGGGGAGAAUAAACACACGUACGUGCCUGCUGGUGCGGUGAGAAGAAAGAAGGACAGGUCUAACUAUUCCCCAUUUGCUUAUAAGGAAGUACGCAUAUGCUGUGAGGAGAAGAAAUUUACGAGCCAAGAGUACAAACGGGUGGUGUAUCCAUACCUCCUUCUCCUUUGCGAUUUGCUAAAAAAAAUUGUGCACAUUUAUAAGGAUGGACAUGCUGCUUAUGUGAAGAAAAGAUUUGUCCUUAAUUAUGAGGAGAAAAAUGCGCGGAUAAUUUUUUUGCAUCGCGUGGAAAAUAUUAUGACCAGGUCAGGCAGUUUUGACGCCAAAGAGUGGAACAAAAUAUACAGCAUAUUUGAAGCGCUAGACGUCAGAAUAAGUGAGUUCCUUUUAAAUUUGUGGAGCUGCCUUGAGGUGAAUAAGUACAUCGUGAAACUCCCCAAUGGAGUUACCCUUUUUAAUGAUUGCUAUAAUACCAUGUGGGAUUUGAUGAGGCCGAAAGGGAGUGGCCGUUCUUCCCUUUGGGGAGAUGUACCUACAGGUAGGAAGAAUACCCCCAUGAGGAGGAACAGAACUGAUCAUAAUUCUGAUGAAUGGAACGAUCUAUACGUAAAGAAUGUGAAAUAUGUUAUUGCCUUCAACAAGCUGCUUCUGUCCGAUAUACGCGGGGUCAAUAGGAGGAGUCUACUUCACAGUAAGUACUUCACACAGGACAAAAUGUUUACGAAGCACAUGACCAAUCUGCACGUGAGGGCAUUAUUUAAUGAGUGCAUUUUGGCAGGACUGAACAUCAACCGAUUGUUCGCACAUAUUGAUAAGAAGGACUCCUUCAUUUAUGUACUCUCCAAAAAUUUUAAUCAUAUUUUUUCUGAAGAAGACAUAGCAUUAUUUGUGAAGAAAUACUCCUUCGUAGUAGAUAUGACAUCCCUCCAUUUGAGAAAUUCCUGCCAUAAUUUUUUUUCAACAAAAAAUUUUUUACAUGACCUGUACAGGCAAGGUGAAUUCUACAAUGCGCAAUUGAAGGGAAAGCUGUUCAGAUUUUUUUUUAAAAAUGAAAAUGUAUUUUUCUGCAAACACCACCAACGCAUUGUGCAUACCAAUUUCGAACCAAUGGAUAAACACCAUUUGAUGUCUUGUGAUAAGUUGAAGAACAUUUUGUCACUGCAUGGUUUGUUUCUUUCCUGGGCAGAGCUGUAUGACUUUUUCCAGCCUCUCAACAAAUUUUGUGUCAUUUACGAUUCGAAGAAGUUUGAGCUACACGAGGCGGGGAAACCGGGCCCCUACAUUUUGAAGGCGUACAUCAACCUGCCGAAUUUGUUGCGCCUGGCGGGGGAGGCGGCAAACAGGGGGGUGCAGCUGCAUGGAAAGGCAGAGGAGCAUCCACCCCAAGACAACCUCAAGAGAGAGAAGAUCGUGGAAAAAUCUGUAUCAAAAAAUGAUUUUCACAAAAAAGACAGCUACACGGAAAAGAUGCUCGCAAGUGACCCCCACUCGUCGUUCUGCUCAUUUAGAAGUCUGGUCCGCUCGGGGAGGGCCCCCUCUAAAAAGAAACCACUCGGAAAGGCAACCACAAGGGGGAAAAACGCGAAAGGGGAAGAACAAAAAAAAACACUUAACCUUUGCAGUGAUGUUGUGCACACAAAUUUAGCAAAAGCGAACGGUUUACCCAGGACAUACUUCUACGACUUUCGUUUUAAUAGCCUAACCAUGGGAAGAAUUUUAUUUUUUUUUUUCAUCAAGCUAGCCAAUUUGAAGUCGAAGAGCGACCUCACACAUGGGCAAAUGUAUUAUGGGAUCAAACGAGCAGGGAAAAAAGGUAUCGUAAAGAAGGAAAUGGAAAAUGCAUGCCAUCUGUUGCUCAACAUGGAAGAAAACAAGUUAAACUCCAUCAUACCGGAUGACUUUGUUUUGAAGAAGGAAGAGUUUCUAAAGGGAGUUCAUUUAAAUUUAUUUCUCCUCAGAGAUAGGUUAGACUUCCUAUUCGGGGAGGAUCAUUCCUCACCAAUUCAUGUGCAUCAGUUUGUUAAUUUUUUCGACACGGAGAAAGGUGCAGUCUCCUUUUCGAACUACAGAUAUGUGUACAACUUUGCCUACGAGUGGGUAAAUCGCAUGCACAUGAAGGAUGAAUAUGUAAGUAGGGGGUUGUGUGAGGCGUUGCUGGCGGAGUUUCGCCUACCAGACAUGACGACUGAUAGCAAUGGGGAGGAGGGAGAAGAACCCCCUCUCAGCGUGACAGAGGUGCGUGAAGCGUCUGAGAAGGAAUCCAAUGUGAAGAAGAAAAAAGAAAAUUUACAAAACGAAGUGGAGGACGUGGCACGGCAUGAUAACCAUGUGUGGUGCAGCCUCCCAGAGAGAGACGUCGCUCCGUGUGAUGCCACUCCUUGUGACGCAUUAAAAGACAACCGAGAGGAUCCCCCCGUGAGGGACCCCCUUUGGAAAGACGAACUCGUGAAGAUGUUCGAAAAGAACAUAAAAGGAAAGUGGAAGAAAAUACUCAUGCCGAUUUUUCAGCGCAAGGAGUUCUAUGUACAUCGAUUUAGGAUUAUAAUGAAGGAGUUUACAGGGUUGAAAACUUUUGUGCGCAAAAUGGAAAGCGAAAAGUGCAGAGGGGAAAAACCCAACGUGGAUAAUAAAUCUAUGCACCCGAACAGAGCGAACCACCCGUAUGCUCCCAUCUCACUGAGCUACUUCUGCUGCUUCGCCAUGAAAGAAAUUGUGAUGGAAAAUAUAUGCAUAGAAAGUACUGUGCCGCUUGGAGAAACAAAAAAAGGUGGCGAUUCCCUGCACGUGAAUUACCUCUUCGAACACACCUUUUCUACCGUAAGGGAAAAAGACAUAAUUACGCUCUUCGAACAUAAUAAAAAAAUCUUCAAGCUGAAAUUGCUCCGGGAAGGAAGCGUCAUAGCCGAAGCAGAUCUACAUAUUCUGGAGAUGUUUUCCAUCAUGAGGAAUGAGGAAAAGAAGAGCCACAAAAUUUUGUGUUUCAUUCCUACAGAUGCGGAUAAUAAGAACAUUAUCUUUUUAGAUGUAGACAUGUAUUAUGAGCGGACGAAAAUGGGUUCAGGUGAUCCCAUUUUUGAAACUAGCCAUAGAGUGGUUAGCCCUAAUUUAUCUGUUGAACAGCUAGCUGAAGAGAACCCCCAUCAGAUGGAAUUAGCAAAAUCAAAUUCACCCAUCAUGUGUGCAUCUGAAGAAGGAGCUUCUAAUAAAAAGGAAUUAAUAAAAAGAACCCAAUCUGGAGUGAGCAACAAUUGGUGUGGUGACAAAUCGGCUCAUCGGGCAGCUCAUGGUACACGUGGGGAAGGUAAUUCCACCUUGAUCCACGGAAGCACGAAUUGUACUCCCACUGACAGCCGGCAGAGAAGAGACGGAUUGACCUCCUCACCUGUGGUGCACCCACGGAUUACAAACGGGACCACCCAAAUGAUGCGCCACUGCAGCGGCGAAUACGUCUGGUUGAAAAAUGGCCGAGAGGUUCUUUUGGAAAAUCAGGGGGAAGGAAAUAUCACACGUGGUGGGGACGCUGAUGAGACCAACUGUGUGGACACAAAGUCGAUCAUCCUGGUUGAUGGUAUAUUGGGAGGACACACCUGCAGGGAGAACCCCAACGGGAAGCACAGCAGUAGGGCCGAGUACCAAAUGAAAGAUAAGGACAGAAAUGUAAACGGGUGGAAAAAGGAUACCAGCCACAUCUACCUAACUGUUAACUGGGUAAUCCUUCCAAUGCACUUGAUUAAAAAAAUGCUUAACAGACUGAGCGGGAAUGGAAAUGCAGAUGACCGGGGGGACGACGUGUUUGUAGCUGUUUACGUGGAGGUGCAUCAGAGGAUGGACCCCUCAGGUAGGGGUGGCAGUAUCGGCAGUAGCGGUGACGGAACAUACGAACUGCUCUCCAGGUCCAUUCCGCAAAUGGUCAACUGGAAUGAGGGGGGCAAUGAAGAUCAUGCUGAUAACGGUGCAAUGCACAGACAGAGCAGCCGACCAAACGGUACAUCACCUGAUGGGGGGAAAGUAGAGGGAGGUAGAGGAAACCUCCACCACGUAGCGGUGAAUUCCCCUGAGCAGACGCACCCCUCCAGGGAAGAAUCACAAUCAGCAAAUAAGCAACUACUCGACAAGGAGGAGAAAAAAAAACAUUCGUCAGGCAAACGGUUAAGCUUACACAAGUUGAAGAUAAAGCACAGGGAAGUUAUCAAAUCGGGCAGCAGUCCAUACGUGGAAGGGAAGAUAACUGUGAAGGCUCUGAUUUCACUGAAUCACAUUUCUGAAGAUGUGACGAUUGGGGAGCACUUCUUUAAAAUAAAAAACAUUUUACACGAAAAUGAGGAUAUUGUAUUUUGCUGGGAGAGUUUGUUUCAUGGUGUUUAUGGGGAGAAUGCACUUUUUGAGGAGGAAGAGGAAAGAAAAAUGCUUCUGGACAACUCAGAUGUAAGGAUGGGUUCUUCUACUGAGCGGGUUGCAAUUAGAAAUAAAACCCCAAUGGUGAAAUAUCCCAAGGGGGAAGUUGAAAAGUUAGCAAUUCUGCCACAUAUAGAUGAUGACAAAAGGGAGAAUGAAACAAUAAUUGGGAAAAAAUCCUCUAUAAAAAAAAGGGAAAAUUCUAUCGUACAUUUCGAUGACGGAAAUGCGCAUCAUGCAGACGGAAGGGAGAAACAACCCCUUGGCUAUGUUUCAUUCGAGUAUGAAGUGAGGAGGACGGAAGAUGAAAGGAAUUACGAGAAGAGAGAUUAUUUUGCAAUCCCCAAUUUUGUGAAAAUUUAUUUUCUAAAAAGAAGUAGAAAUAACGAUCAUCUACUGAACGAAAAAAAUGAUCUGUUCAGAAAAACAACGUUGGACAAAUUAUUUGGGGAUGUCUUAAGGAGGGUAAACUACAGAAAAUAUGUAAAAGUAGACACUCUGUUGGAUGCACUGAGUUAUUCAAUCUACGCCAAUUACAUGGACUACGUUAUCCGACUGUUUCGACAUUAUGUGGGUACGGACACUUCGCUAUUCUUUCCUGUGGAAAAUAUUUUACUAAUUUUAGCCUUAAGAAAAUUGUCUUCUCAUUUUUCCAACGUGAUGAUGCAUUUGUGUAGGGAGGUUCAUCAGUGUAACGGGGGUGUCAACUCCUUGGGUGUGGUCGACUGGUCUCACUUCAUCAAGUGUAUGUUGAAAGCGCAGUGUGGGUCCUCCAAGGGGGGCAGCUUAAAAAUAGGUAAAAGCACUAAAAGUGUUAAGCGUGAGAAGUUUGUUGGAGCAGGCAAGCAGGAUACCCCUCAGAAAUUCUACCACAAACGCAACAAACGGGAGGGGCAAAAAAUGAAGAUGUUUUCUUCAACGUCAUCUUGCGUGUCUUCCUUCUCUGCCUUCACGAAGGGUAAUACAGAUGAUGACACUUCUUCUAUCGCCUCCUCUGCAGAGCGGCACAAGGAAGGAGAAACUCCCCUACAAGUGACGCACAAGAUGAAGGGAGUGAACCCCCUCAGUCAGAGAGACUGGUGUUUGUUGAACAACUGGGAAAAGUGGCACCUUCACAAAAAUGGCAGGAGCUGUUUCUUCCUCCUGUUGUUCCUGAAUGAUAUGCUAAUUUUUUACAAAGAAAAUAAACGCGCAGUGAAGAAUAAUGAACUGAACAUAUCGAUACCCCACACGUGUGGUCGUGCCGAAGUGAAGGAGUGCCCUCUGCAUAGGUUGCAAUAUUUUAGUGGACUCCCAAAUGGUUUAACGAGGAGACGUGGACUUUCUAACGGGGUGCUGUGCGGUGGAAGAGCGUACAGAGACUCUUCGGAAAAUCGAUCUCGCUAUUGGGGCCCCCACAAAGGAGACGCAAAGUAUUCACAACGGAAUGUACAACAGAAUGCACAACGCAAUGCACAGCUGCAUCCAUUAAGGACGUGCCACCAUGUUGGAAAACAUCUCGAUUCUCUUGCUCGUUACGCACACAGGAGGAGAACCACCCUGAGCAAACACCACAGUAGUGAUGCGUCCCCCGAAGGGAAAUACAGAAGAAGCACAAGUGCUGCCAGUCGUCUGCUUGCACGUGAGCAAAGGGGUAAAAAGAGAACCUCCAUAUAUCAUUACAACCUGUUAAAAGGUGAAUCGACUAUUCCUCCAGUGAAGGAUCCAAGUGGUCAGGAAUGCACAAAUGGAGUUAACGCAUUUAUAGCGUUACGUAGGAACCUCCACAGGGAUCACAAAUCGGACCACUUGUAUUUCUUGCAAGGUGGAAAUGAAGACGUGGUCACACAAAUGGACAGAACGAAUAUAGGAAAGGUUGAUCUUUCUCCUUAUAGACUUUACGUUAAGGUGAAAAGAUUACUAAACGCGGUGACGCUAGUAAAGCAAAGGAUGGCAAUGUCCUUUCAAAUUGUGUUGAGCAAUUACGACUGGAUCCAGUCGGGUCAUAUGCUCCCCUAUUUUGUAAGCCCCCAAGAUGGCUAUAUAAUAAAUAAAAUUCAGGCGGUAAGUAGACCCCUUUUGAAUGACCCCCAUUCGGGUAUCAACACGGCAGUUAUUUUGGCACUUCCAACCAGGGAAGAAAUGAGCAGACUUUCCAACGCGAUGAGUGAAGAGAAUACAGCGAAUCUUCUACUCAAGGGGAACACGAAAAGGGAGACUUCCUAUGGUCUGCUGAAAAUGUGCUUGCAGAACUUGUCUCUGCAGAUAUGCUUUUAUGAUGUCCCAUUUUGGAGCAACUCCUCCUUGUCGGAAGAGUCACAUGGGAAUGACGACCCACUAGGGUGUAGUCUCUACCCGGAGGGGCAACAAAAAUGGAGGACGUGGAGGACGGGGAAGACGCUCGUUGCAAGUACGUUCAUUCCGCUAACUAUUCUUUUGAAAAAACAUAAAACCAAAGUUAGGGCGCCCCUGGUCAGCUCCCCAUUUUGCAGCAGUCGAGGAAGACGAAGCGACAUGGAGGUGGAAAUUCUCCUCAAGUAUGACAGGGUGGACACAAGCGGGGUGCAACAGAAAAUGGUUACACAAAAGGGUCGUGAAAAUGACGGUCAGAAAAAUGUGCAAAAAAAUGCGCAGAAAAAUGUGCAGGCGAAAUUCACCCAGGUGCGACCCACGCAGGAGCAAUCCAAGUUGCUCAAGUCCAAGCUGGAGACGUGGGCACAUGGGCACUUCCAUAAGAAGGAAACCUCCCCUCAAUACGGCAUCGUAACUGACGGCUUAAAUAUCGACUCAUCCGCAGAAACGCAAUCGGGGUUUCGCCUAAGUGACGACUUUGAUCUGGCAGGGAAACACGACUCACUUGACUUCUCUAAUAUUCCUCUGCUGACUCUUCCGAAAAUCCCCCCGCCCAUAUCGUAG
Molecule: messenger RNA, 13815 nt
Organism: Plasmodium coatneyi
Lineage: Eukaryota; Apicomplexa; Aconoidasida; Haemosporida; Plasmodiidae
Exons: 2
Coding region: 1-13815 (4604 amino acids)
Source: RefSeq, a predicted model, not a curated record